ACCACGCUAACCCAUCUCACACUCCAGACACCAUACAUAAAUGAGUCUCCCAAGAGUCUAUGGCUUAGUUAACGCUAACCCCUUUUGUUUUCUGCGUCUUGUCUCCUAACUCGUUCUCUCCGCCAUAGCAACGAAGUCUUAUCCCCUUCUAUUCACACAAUAGAAAGUCAUUUCUAGUCCAUAGUUAGGUUCAGUUGUAAUUAUCACGGUGAUCGAUUCGAUUUUUAGAUCGGACGGCUGAGAUCAGUUCAGAUCCGUGAUCAAAUGGGCGGAGGUGGACCGAACGCGGAGGCACAGUAUUCGACGGCCAAGACCUCCGUGUGGUGGGACAUAGAGAACUGCCACGUUCCUAAAGGCUGCGAUCCCCACGCCAUCGCUCAGAACAUCAGCUCUGCACUGGUCCGCAUGAAUUACUGUGGUCCCGUCUCCGUCUCCGCCUACGGCGACACCACUCGUAUCCCCGCCUCUGUACAGCACGCUCUCUCCAGCACCGGCAUCUCCCUCAACCAUGUCCCCGCUGGCGUUAAAGAUGCUAGCGACAAGAAGAUUCUUGUUGACAUGCUGUUUUGGGCAGUGGACAAUCCCGCACCUGCUAAUUAUUUAUUAAUUUCUGGCGACAGAGACUUCUCUAAUGCUCUCCAUCAACUGCGGAUGAGAAGAUAUAAUAUUCUUCUUGCGCAACCUCAGAAAGCAUCUGCACCACUAGUAGCAGCUGCUAAGAGUGUAUGGCUCUGGACUAGUCUUUUAGCUGGAGGGCCUCCUCUAACUAAUGGCGAAUCACAACAACUUGGUAAUAAUAGCCUUGUAACAAGUUCCGACACCUUAACAAUUCCGGUCACUAGUGUCGCUCAGACACAGCCACAGGCUGAUUCCUACACCGAAGUGCAUGUAGGAAAUCAGAAGUUUCCAAAUGGAGGAGGAAGGGGAUACGAUCCUAGGUAUCAGGGGAAAACAAAUUGGAGAAACUCGGGUCAGACAAAUGGACCCAAGGCCAUGAAUCCACCGCCAGUUGGGCAUCAAGAUAGUCGUAAUAAUAUAAACUCUUAUCGACCUGGCAACUUCAAUCCAAAUGUUUCUUCAAGUGGACCUGCUCCAAAUUUUAUUCGUGGCAAUACUGAACAGUUAUGGAACAAUAGCAAUAAUAUACAGGGAAAUCAUCAAAAUCCUUAUUCACAGCCUCCUUUAAGACCAAACAGUUUCCCACUGCAACCUCCUUUUGCAUCAAAUAAUUCUUAUCCUCCAAGUACCCAUACUUUUGCAAAUUCACCAGUGCCACCGAGGACUGGUGUCCCCAGCUUCACUGCAGUUCCACCACCAAAUGUGCCUGAAAUUGGCAAUCUGAACAUUUCUGGAUAUCCCAAUGGUGUUCAUAAUCCACGUCCUGUUAAGCAACGCAGUGGGGAAUUGAAGCAGAAUCCUAACAAUAAUGCUCCACUUCCUGUAACAUCAACUGUUGAACAAAAUGGACAUAUGGUACUUAGCAAUAGCACGCAACAUUUACAAGGCUAUUCAAAUGGAAAUGGUCCAGACCAUCAACUUGCAUCAUCGACGGGUAAUAAUAACCAUUCUGGUAAUGGCAUGUGGGGAUCUCCAGGUUGCCCUAAACCGUCUGAAUAUGUCCAAGGCCUUAUAGGGGUUGUUUUACUAGCCUUGAAUUCACUAAAAAAUGAGAAGAUUAUGCCAACAGAGGCAAAUAUAACUGAUUGCAUUCGAUAUGGAGAUCCCAGGCACCGCAACACUGAUGUUAAGAAAGCUUUGGAGAGUGCUAUUGAGCAGCAGAUGGUGGUGAAACAGAAUUUAGGUGCUUUGCAGCUGUAUGUUGGUAAGAAUGAUAAACUUUGGAAGUGCAUAAAUCCUAUAGCUGGUAAUCCUAAGCAGCACUCAAAAGAAACCUGGGAUGAAGUUCAAAAGUUUCUGACAACUUCUUCAGGAAGAUCAGCAUUGAUGGGUACUCAGUGCAAGUAUGAAGCAGGUAUAGUCAUAAAGAAUUUGUGCUUUAAGGAACUUUCUUUGGGUGAUGUGCUUCAAAUAUUAAACAUGUUGAUUACUCAUAAAAAAUGGAUUGUGCAUCCUCAGUCUGGCUGGCAACCACUUAAUAUUACUCUUCCUGAGACUAGCCCCAAUUCAGGGGCUGUAGCAAGCAUAUAAAUUUCACCUGGUCUUGGUAAUGGAAAGGCAUCCAGAGAAAAGUAAAGAGUUACUGAAUGUAUUAAGAGCCAGUUGGACUAGGAAUUAUCCAAAUAAACCUCUUUUCCUAGGUAACGGUGACUGUAGUAUUAUAGAUAUUUUGAGUGGUUAUGGUGAUACCGAUAAGCUUGAGAAAGAGAUGAAAGAUGCAUUUGGAAAAUAGUUGAAACAUACAGAACACAGGAGUUUGUUGUGGAUGCUGAGGUUUUUACUAAGGCCUGUUAACCAGUUAGUUAAUCCUGGAAUUAGUAUGCCUUCCCCGGUUCUCGAGUUUAUGGUCAUCUCUUUAUCUUCCUACAAAUUGAUUUUUUGCUUGGAGGACGGUUUAUUAGACUGAACUCCUUUGAUCAUCUGAUUGAAUAUUCUACAUAAUCUUCAGGAUAUUUAUCCGAUGUGUCUUUUUGGAAGUACAUGGACCUUCAGACUAGUUAUGGAACCAUCCUCUAUGCUUUUGGAAUAUGACCUGAGAAGUUGUCUACCAAAUUAUCUUUAUCUGGCCAACUUUGGAAUGUGAAUCCAGGAAAUGUUUCAUUGCCUUUUGUAUAUUGAUGGCUAUAUCUUCCAAAAUGUUACAGGAAGGUUAACUACUGGACCGAGAACAUUGAAAUUGUACAAAACUGAUGGAGACUGCAUUCCCCCUGCAAUGAAGCUCAUAUUAAACUAUUCUCAACAAAAUUACAAGGUAUGUAUGGAGUUUUGACUAUGAACAAAUCACGUUAUGGAGUUUAGACAAGAUGGUGAAACACAAUGUUAAUGCAUUCGAUUGCUUCUCUUGCUGCUGAUGGUUCCAAUGGAGCUGUUAUAUUUUACCUAUUUAUCUUGAAUUAGCUUUUGGGUGGCUAUCUGGCUCAAACAACGGAAUUCGGUAAUUCAAUCGGAAGUUCGUCUCUGGUCUAGCUGAUUUCUAUUGCCCUUGUUAAUGUAGCAUCUGCAUGUAUAAAUGUUAGUAAUUAAGUUGUGGAGUAUUUACAUAUUUGCAGUGUAUUAUAAGAAUUGAUUAAUGACAAUAUUCUCUGCAUUGUUUUUGGUUGGAAUA
Arachis duranensis is the source of this 3223-nucleotide messenger RNA. RefSeq lists its product as uncharacterized. The transcript is spliced from 3 exons. Gene Ontology annotation, molecular function: RNA nuclease activity. Gene Ontology annotation, biological process: regulation of gene expression. Gene Ontology annotation, cellular component: peroxisome. The record is from RefSeq and is a predicted model, not a curated record. Lineage: Eukaryota; Viridiplantae; Streptophyta; Magnoliopsida; Fabales; Fabaceae. Bases 265 to 2148 code for a protein of 627 amino acids.